Molecule: messenger RNA, 702 nt
Organism: Paramecium tetraurelia
Lineage: Eukaryota; Ciliophora; Oligohymenophorea; Peniculida; Parameciidae
Exons: 3
Source: RefSeq, a predicted model, not a curated record
AUGUGCAAAUCCAACAAUGACCAAGACCAACCAAAGAAAAGUAAAUAAUACCAAAAAAUCGAAUGCAAUCAAAGAAAACUAGUGCUUGAUAUGCUGUUGAAUUAAAAGUUAUCGCUACAAGAGGUAUGCAGCAUCACUAUUCUUAUUCCUCGGCUUCUAUAUCCUUACAUAUAUAUUUAUUGCUUUUUCAAUCAAUAUCUAAAUAGGUGGCUAACAAACUUACGAACAAUUUAGAAGACUUAUGAGAAGGACGGUCGUAUAGGAAAAAAAGAAACUCGAAAGAAGAAGUUGAAGGUUCAGAACAUACUAAAAAUUAGUGUUAUCAAUCCAUUCACUCUAGAAGUCCAACCUUUGAGCGUCUAAUCUGAUAUUCAUUAGAUAUAUGUUGACAAACAGCCGUCGCUACUUGAUCAAAUAGCUUUGGCGAACCAAUAACACUCAAUUUUGUAGUCUCAAUGCCUCAGAUUCUCUUCAGAACUUGCAUCUAACAUGAAUCAGCCCAAUUUUGCGUAUUAAUCAACCCUUUAAAACCUGCUACUCUCAUCCCAAUAUGUAUUUAAAUCAAUCCUUGAUUUAAAACCUCAAGGAUAAAUCAAAUAAGAAUUUGGCUCACUUCCCCAACCACUGCCACAAUGCUUCUACACAUAAUAACCGUAUCAGCAUCAGCCUUACCCUUUAACAUACACUUAGCUAAGAACUUGA